This is a messenger RNA of Erinaceus europaeus (western European hedgehog), 954 nucleotides long. It is a transcript of the gene SMIM20, whose product is annotated as small integral membrane protein 20. The record is from RefSeq and is a predicted model, not a curated record. Gene Ontology annotation, cellular component: mitochondrial inner membrane. Bases 131 to 334 code for a protein of 67 amino acids. Gene Ontology annotation, biological process: mitochondrial respiratory chain complex IV assembly. The transcript has 3 exons. NCBI's taxonomy places the organism in Eukaryota, Metazoa, Chordata, Mammalia, Eulipotyphla, Erinaceidae.
CCCACCCCCCAAGGCCCGGAAGCGAAAGCCGGUCUGCUGCUUCCGUGCGGGGUCACGACCCGGGCGGCGGAGCUGGGACUCCGAGAGUUCUGGGGCCUCUCAGCGGGCCGGGUCGGUCCGGCCCGUCGCCAUGUCUCGCAACCUACGUACUGCGCUCAUUUUCGGCGGCUUCGUCUCGGUGAUCGGCGCCGCCUUCUACCCCAUCUACUUCCGGCCCCUCAGACUGCGGGAGGAGUACAAGAAGGAACAAGCCAUAAAUCGAGCUGGCAUCAUUCAAGAACACGUGCAGCCACCAGGGUUAAAAGUGUGGUCCGAUCCAUUUGGCAGGAAAUGAGCAGCCUGUCAUCAACUCUGGAUUAAUACAAGUGGACAGCGCCAUGUUUCUGAUUCUGCCGCAAGUCCAGGAAACCACCGAAUGGUAGAACUGUCGCUGGAGAAGGAAACGCUGUCCUGCCAGCAGUGAGAGUCCUGGGCAGUGUGAUCAAUAGUUCUCUUCCUCUAGCCUAAAAGGAGCCCGGAACAGCCCUUAUUGUUAGCAAGGCCUUCUCCAUCCAGCUUACUUUCUAAAAACAAACAAACAAACAAACAAAAUGACAGCGUCUCCCUCAGCUGUGUGUGCAGGAGAGAUCCUUAGCCCCGACUCUUUACGCGGCCAAGCUGGGAUGGUGGGCAGACAGCCCAUGGACUCUCAGACAGCCAUACCGGUUCUGCCAUCUCUUAGCAAAGACAUUUCAGUGAACAUCGCCUCGCCUUUAAGCGUUCAAGUUGAUAAUAUCCUUUGAAGAUAGCAGGCCCCGGCCUUUAAGGAAUUAACUGCACUAUUGAAAGCUUCUCGUUAUUAGAGAGAGCCCUGCAUCAAGCAGAGCCCAGCUACAUGGUGGGGGGUGUGCGAAGCAGGAAUCAAGUUGAAUCGGCAUGGAAAUCUGUUCAUUAAAUUGACUGUUUUUUCUCUCA